CCAGAACCUCUCCGGAAAAAGACACCACGUCUAUUGAUUGAUUGUUGACCGGAUGGCAUUUCGUCGCCAGGCAUAAAUAUCCAUUACUUUUCCUUAAUUGUGCCAUUCCGACAACAUCACAGUUUUAUCGCCAGGCGACAUAAUCUACUUUCGCAUUGUCCAAGCGUUCUGUUUAAUCGAUCGGUCCCGUCUCGCCUCUCCGUCGCGGGAUUGAGUUCCCUCACGACACCUGCGCCGACAUCCAGAACGAACCUUAUCAUCCUAGAUUCCGACAAAAUAAGACGAAAAACACCCAGCGAAAGCAACCAUGUCCGCAUCGACAUCGGGUUUCGACAGCGGGAAUGCUAAAUCUCGGCAACACAACCAGGGCAAUCAAGAUCGCAAAUACACGCCAGAACAGGAAGCAGCCGUGAUUCGGAUACGGAAAUGCACUUCAACCGCUUAUUACGAGAUCUUAUCGCUGGAAAAGACUGCUACAGAUGGCGAGAUCAAGAAGGCAUAUCGGAAACAGAGUCUGUUGACACAUCCGGAUAAGAAUGGGUAUGAGGGCGCAGACGAGGCGUUCAAACUGGUGUCGCGUGCUUUCCAGGUUCUAUCCGAUUCGGACAAGAAGUCCCGGUACGAUAAGUUUGGAGGAGACCCCGACAGCAGGUUCAACCCUGGCGCUGCUGGAGCAUCAGCUGGCGAGUCGCCUUUCAGCGGCGGUGGAUUCGGUGGCUUUGGAGGUGGCUUCCCACGGUCUCGUGGUCCGAUGUUCGAGGAGGAGAUCUCACCAGAGGAGCUAUUCAACCGCUUCUUCGGCGGCGGGUUUGGUGGAAUGGGAGGUGGUCCGCAGUUUGUCUUCAACAUGGGAGGAGGUCCUGGAGUCCGCGUCCACCAAUUCGGUGGCCCACGGCCACGGAGAAGGCCACGCGAAGCCACCGAACCGGAGGCGGUUCCUUCGGCCUGGGCGAUGUUCCAGCAGCUUUUACCUCUCAUCCUUCUCUUCGUACUUCCUCUCCUCUCAUCGCUCUUCUCCUCUUCCUCGUCAACCCCAUCUGGUCCGUCGUAUCGCUUUGACACCGCCGUACCUCCUCACACCAUGCACCGAAUGACCCCGAAACUUAAUAUCGACUACUUUGUUAACCCGGGCGAUGUGAAUGACUACAACGCGCGGAAGUUCCGACAGUUAGAUCAACGUGUGGAAGUAGAAUAUGUCACCAAACUGCGCUACGAAUGCCAAAACGAAGUCAAUGUGCGUGAGCGCAUGAUCCAGGAUGCCCAGGGAUGGUUCUUCCCAGAUGUCGAGAAGAUGAGGGCGGCGCGAUCUCUGGAGUUGAAGAGCUGCCAACGGCUGGAUUCUUUGAAGAAGAAGUAUUAAGGAAGUUAGCAUAUAUUCUGCUUGCCUGCAUACAGAGAUGGCUCAUUCCUAUAAUUAAUUUUGUCUCGGCUGUUCCUUUUGGCUCUCAUGCUCCUUAUAUGUCAAUAGCGCGUGAUGUUUGGCCGGCGUCUAUGGGAUUAUGUGUGAUUAUUGAACUUUCAUGAGCAUCCUUCCUAUAUUCUAUUAGCAAUGAACUAAUAUGCCUCUGCA
Molecule: messenger RNA, 1570 nt
Organism: Aspergillus glaucus CBS 516.65
Lineage: Eukaryota; Fungi; Ascomycota; Eurotiomycetes; Eurotiales; Aspergillaceae
Exons: 3
Coding region: 308-1360 (350 amino acids)
Biological process (GO): cellular response to misfolded protein
Cellular component (GO): endoplasmic reticulum membrane
Molecular function (GO): Hsp70 protein binding
Source: RefSeq, a predicted model, not a curated record